AUGACUGAGCAAAGAAAACCCACGGGUCUGCUGCAGCUGCUACCUCUGGUGAUUUUGUUGCUUUGGCUUUCAAGUAACCAUUGUGUCGCUCAAGAAGAGCCCACAGACUCAAACUGUUGCAGUGCUUGCUUCCAAGGCCCGGCCGGAACACCAGGUGUUCAUGGAAUCCCAGGAAAUCCAGGAGGAAACGGGAUCCAAGGACCUCUUGGUCCCAAAGGUGACCCUGGGUUUGGCCUUCCUGGACCCACGGGAGAGACCGGUGUCCAGGGACGGAAGGGAGAUCGAGGCGAGCCAGGGAUGUUGGGACCUCCAGGGAAGCAGGGACUCGCAGGUCGCAACGGAGACAUCGGUGAGAGGCAGAAAGGUGACAAGGGGGAGCCAGGGAUCCAGGGACCGCUAGGUCCGCUUGGUGGAAAGGGGCAAAAGGGCCAGCCAGGAGAUGCUACCCUUGUCACACCAACACCACCCUCUGCCGUCGCAUUCACCGCUUACAUCACGUCACCGGUUUCAGGAUAUAGUGAUGAUCAAGUCAUCAUCUUUGACAACAUCAUGACGAAUCUGGGCGGUGGGUACGACUCGCAAACGGGAUUGUUUACCUGCCUGAUACCCGGGGCCUACUUCUUCACGACCAGCGUGCAAAGAAUGCUAUCAUCUAGGAAUCCUUUCGUACAACUGAAACAUAACUCGGCCUUAAUCUUUACAGCGUAUGACAACCACCACAACCAUUACCACCAGUCCAGUAAUUCAGCAGUUCUUGUUUUGACCAGAGGAGAUAGGGUGUGGCUUGAGGUAGGGGAUGGCAAUGGUAUUCACAGCAGUACCAACCGAGAUUCUUCUUUCUCUGGCUUUCUGAUCCAAGCAAUGUAACGGUUGCGCAACUAUAAUUAUAAACAUCCCCGUGUGAAUAUUUUCUGAAACCAAUUGAGCCUCAUAAUUAUGUUUAGACGCACUGAUUUAGGAGUGGUUUUGGCCGCAUGUUUGGAAGGGGUGUCUUAUAAACUAAUCAAAAGCUUUGUAAACUUAUCGAAGAACAGGAGUAAGAGCAAUGUAUGGUCAACAACUGUGGUCUGCAAACAGAAGUAAAUAUUAAAAUCUGGUUGGUGUUUUGAAGGUUUAGUAUUGACUAUGCUAUACUCUGCCCCUAUCUGUUUCUGGCCUCUGCCUAUUUGUGAUAUUUUUGGUGUUUCAUUAGAAGUAUUUUGAAACCAAGCAAUGGGUUAUCCAGUGGUGCGUUCCAGUUUACGCGAACGUGUUUGCGCUCGUUACGCUAGGUCCAAACCCAAAUGGAUGGUUAACGCAAACUGUUUUCAAAAUGGCGGCCCUGUCUGCAAGUCGUAUAUACAAGUGACACUGUUUGGAUAGCAGCUUGCAAAUAUUUGACAAAAAAAACAUUGUGACUGGAAGCGAAAUGUUGCCAGUAUACAAUGAACUUACUGCGGAUAUAGAAAACGGAAAAUUUCAGCUCCAACAGUUGUAUACGUUCAUUAAGUUGCUAACGGCAUGUUGCUAGCGUCCACCAACGUCAGCCAAUGUUGGUGAUAAACGGUCGGUCUCACUUGCGCAAACGUUGCCAACGUUGGCAGCGUUAGCAUUGUUCGCGUAAAUGAACGCACUCCAAGCCAGAGAGAAAGUACGCCGAAAGAUGCUGUGACGUCAUUGUCAGGCAUUAACCACGCCCAUUUUACAAGAUCUGCUCUUUCAGAUAAAUUUCAUUUCGUUAGAAAGAAUAUUAUAUGAGACUUGUAGGCUUGUAUGGUGGACAUGAACAAAGAAUGGAAGGUUUGCGGUAACACCACGCGAAUAUCUUUUGAGUUGUGUGGUUCUAAGAAGAACCAGUUGUUUUCACUGUGUAUGUUGGUUUUAACUUGUUUAUAAUCUUCAAGAGAGUAAUGACUUGCGAAGUAUUCCGUAUACUGAUUAAUCUAACCUUUGUGCCCAAAGAAGCAAACGAAUGACUCAUCAUGUCUGGUCAUUUUUUUUCACAACUAAAGCAAUGUAGACCUAUUAACAUACCAUUUCCCCCUAUUAACAUCCACCUUGUCAAUGUAAAGUUAUAUAGGGCACCUCAACAUUAAUGUUGUUUUUAGAUUGGUGCUCAUAUCGCGCAAAUAAUGUACACACAGAUGGCUAUUGCAUGGUCGCUUUAAAAACACAUUAUAAAAAAAAAGCAUGCUG
Messenger RNA from Patiria miniata (bat star), 2175 nucleotides. Its product is annotated as collagen alpha-1(X) chain-like. Bases 1 to 867 code for a protein of 288 amino acids. Gene Ontology annotation, molecular function: protein binding. The record is from RefSeq and is a predicted model, not a curated record. The transcript is spliced from 2 exons. NCBI's taxonomy places the organism in Eukaryota, Metazoa, Echinodermata, Asteroidea, Valvatida, Asterinidae.